AUGGCUUCGAAACUGCCUACGAUCCCACGGGUGACGUUUACCAUAAUCGAACCGAUUUCCUUAGUCGCUGGCUUCAUCGGCGCUAUCUGGGACCCAGCAUGGUUCAUCGCCGAGCAAUUGCCUGACAAGCAGGUGCUUCCUGCAUCGGAGCAUAGCAUUGUUAUGGCGCAGCAGCUAGGCAACAUGUAUCUUCUCAUGUGCUUUGUCGGACUGGCUGUUCUUGCGACAAGUUCCGAGAUCAAGGUGGUCAGAAGCUAUCUCGUCGCGCUAUGGCUCGGCGACAUUGGCCACCUUGCUUUCACAUGCUUGGCGCUGGGCAAGGAGAGGGUGAUGCAGCCACAUAUGUGGAACGCGAUGACUUGGGGCAAUAUUGGAUUUACAGUAAGCAAAUUCACUAUGAUCAGAGUCGAGGGCUUGUAA
Beauveria bassiana ARSEF 2860 is the source of this 420-nucleotide messenger RNA. RefSeq lists its product as uncharacterized. NCBI's taxonomy places the organism in Eukaryota, Fungi, Ascomycota, Sordariomycetes, Hypocreales, Cordycipitaceae. The transcript is spliced from 2 exons. The coding region runs from base 1 to 420 and encodes 139 amino acids. The record is from RefSeq and is a predicted model, not a curated record.